ACAAGUUAGUGAAGCCUCAGUCUGAACGCAUCCACCGGAGUCGGACCAACGCGAGAGAAACACGCCAAAGUCAACAAACUCGAUGUUAUGACCCAUAUGUAGGAACUUUUUACGGACUUUCUCCUGACCUACACCGAAUUUAGGACUUUUAAAAAGCAACGCAUUUUAUCUCCCUUUUCACGUAUCGGUGAUGCCCGCUGGUAUGUUCAGUAUCGACAGUAUCCUGGCCGGGAGACCCACUUGCAAGGACUCGGUGCUCCUCCAUCGGAAUCCCCCAGUGGUGUUCUCUAACCUCACGGAUUCCAUCUACACUGCUACCGAUUACAAUGGACUCUACUCGCACGCAACUGGACCUUCUCCCCCGGGGAUGCAGGCGGUGAACGGGACUAGAAUAGGAUAUAAUAACUAUUAUUACGGACAACUGCAUUUGCAGGGCCCCAAUGGCCCUGCGUGCUGCAGCGCUAUCCCAACCCUCGGCUCGCAACAGUGCCCAUGUAUUCCAACAGGUUAUGACAGCACGGGCUCCGUGCUCAUCUCUCCCGUCCCGCACCAGAUGAUGUCCUAUAUGAACGUGGGCACCUUGUCUCGGACCGAGCUCCAGCUCUUGAACCAGCUCCACUGCCGACGUAAGCGGAGACACCGAACCAUCUUCACGGACGAGCAGCUUGAGGCUCUGGAAAACCUUUUUCAGGAGACCAAGUACCCUGACGUCGGCACACGGGAACAGCUCGCGCGGAAAGUGCAUCUACGUGAGGAGAAGGUCGAGGGAGUUUCCUUCAUGGCAGGAAAUGCAAACUUUUUUCUAGUCUAUUCAAGGUUUAAUAAGCGUCCCACCAACUGCCAGCUCCACUAAAUGCCUGACAGUGGAAUGGUUGUUUUUCAUCUCACAACAUCUCCCCUACACACCCGUCCCCUCCUCCCACCUCCCUCUCCCGUCCCUCUCUCCUCACGGUCGCUGAGUGAGCUAGGAGUAAAUAAAACAAUGUGUGGAUUAAUGAUCAAGUGAUUUGAGGGUCUGUGUUUUGUUCUUUCAGGGCAAAUCACUCGCUAUUUACUCAGAUCAUGAAUCAAAAUGAUGCUCUGUAUCAACAACAGAACUAUGGUCCUGGGAAAUUAUGAAGGAUAAAUCACAAGUAAAACAGAAUGACCUCUCUUCUCUCCAUCCAACCACACAUACGCACGCACUCAUGCAUGCAAAUGCAGACACACACACACACACACACACACACACACACACACACACACACACACACACACACACACACACACACACACACACACACACACACACACACACACACACACACACACACACACGCUGUCUGCUAUCUGAUAAUAGCCGCUCCUGGACUAAAACACAGUAGAACAUAAUAAACAUGUCCACAUCUGAUUAAUCUGUGUUUUUCCUCUAAAUACUAUUAAGCCCAUUUAUAUACUUAAAAUUCAAACUAGCCUGUGGUUUGUAUCAAAUGCUGAGGGAACUGAAAACAAAUGAUUGCAUGAACAUUUUUUCUACCGGACAGAAAGUCAUGUAAAUGCUUUUUUUGGCUGGUAAGUUACAUGGUGCACACAGGUCAUGGUGCAUAUAAUAAAACAGAAUAGCAUGUACCCUUGUAUGUUAAAAGGCCAUGUACUGUCAUUUUCUAUGUUUGAUUUUCCAAGCCUCAAUCAUUUUGAGUGUGCAUGUCAAUUAUGUCUGUUCAUAUGGACAGGAGGAAAAACAGUGUAUCCUGCAAACAUUUCCAAAAUCCACAAACAUAACAUUUUUUAUCUGACUUGACUCCCCUUAAAAAAUAAUGAAUAUGAUCAAAAACAUUUACUGUAUAUGAUUAAUAGCUCAUCAUCACAUAAUGACAAACAUACAAGAUAUCCUAUUUUUGGAGCGAGGAGCAGCAUUUAACAUUGCUACAAUAUAUUUACAAAAGUAUGUGGACACCCCUUCAAAUGAGUGAAUGUGUCUAUUUCAGCCACACUCGUUACUGACAGCUGUAUACAAACUGAGCACACAGCCAUGCAAUCUCAAUAGACAAACAUUGACCCUACUGAAGAGCUCAGUGACUUUUGUGACGACCCUCCCACUCCACAACUUAAUUUGGAACUUAGAGGCUGGUAUUUUGUUCCGGGGUCCUUGUUGGUCCCCGGUUUUAUGGGGGGGGAUGUGACGACCCUCCCACUCUGUCUGCCGUAUUCUUUCUUUGUUGUUUCCUUAUUAGGAUGCUGGUGGGCGGAGUUGGGAGGGUCGUCAGCUACAUGGGAAACACCUGGGCCCGGUGUCUCCCAGGAUAAAUACACCACUUCCCCAUUCAUGGAGGAGACUCUCUCCAUGCAGACACCUUUAUAGAUUUGGUUGGUUGGUUUCUUGGUGAUUUUUUGGUUGUUUGCUUUAGCAUCUUUCAACACCCUGCAUUAUCACAUUCAUGCAUGCAAAACACUCACUUACACUACUGAUUACUGAUUACACACACCAUUGUAUAUUAUACUUAGUUACUUAUUUAAUAAAUAUAUAUUUUGUUACUCCUUA
Messenger RNA from Oncorhynchus nerka (sockeye salmon), 2521 nucleotides. RefSeq names its product goosecoid (gene gsc). Bases 191 to 853 code for a protein of 220 amino acids. Gene Ontology annotation, molecular function: RNA polymerase II cis-regulatory region sequence-specific DNA binding; DNA-binding transcription factor activity, RNA polymerase II-specific. Gene Ontology annotation, cellular component: nucleus. Gene Ontology annotation, biological process: regulation of transcription by RNA polymerase II. The record is from RefSeq and is a predicted model, not a curated record. The transcript is spliced from 4 exons. NCBI's taxonomy places the organism in Eukaryota, Metazoa, Chordata, Actinopteri, Salmoniformes, Salmonidae.